GUGACGGUAAUUUCCUCAUCAGCCUCCUCCUGCUCCUCUGCACUGAAACAUUCCUCAAUCACUCCCAACACACCUCUACUGCCGAGCGGAUCCAUGCCGAGAGGAGGGGACCCUGCAGGACGGAACCGGCCAAAGGUAAAGCCUCGUGACGUCAGAGAAAUGGUGACCGGGGUAAACAACAGGCCCUUUUCAUGGAAACGAACAGCAUGGACAGCUUAGACGGUUGGGUCGCCGUAAAGACGAACCUUUUUGAUGAAGAGGAGUUGUUUCGACUGGUCUUCAUCGUCCAGUGGAGUGUGAUCGAGUCCAAGUUCGCGGUCACUUGUCACAACAGGACGCUGCAGCGGCGGACGCGGAGACUCCCCGCUGAGCAGGACCCCGAAGAGAGGAGACUCUCCGCUGAACUGGACCCCGACGAGACGAGCUGGGCCGGGCUGUUCUCUCUCCACGACCUGAGGAUGAUCCACCAGCAGCUGACGGGGGUGGCCGAUAUAUUGGGGCCCUAUUUUCCGGAUUUAUCAGACUUCGACGAUGGGAACAUCUGGGAUUUGCUGUUCCUCACCAGGAGGUCCAACCUGGGCGAGGAGGACGACGAUGGGAGAGAUAUAGAUAUGCCUUGUCGAAACCUGGAAAGAUAUUUCAGCACGGCGAUUGAUAUCUGCGGGCGAAAGAUAGUCCUCGACUCGUUGUUCUCUCAGGAUGAUGUCGAGGAGUACUUUGAAAAUCUUCAAGAGUUUAAGAAGAAGACUAUGCAAGAAGAGGUUUCAAGAGCCAAGGACCACCUGAGAAAGUUGCUGCAGAGCCACUGGGCCGCAGACAGGAUGGUCCUGCUGCUGGAUCUCUACCAGGACGAAGACCAAGCCUACCAGGACCUGGUCACCGCAGCCACCGUCUUCUUCCAGUACCUGCUGCAACCCUUCAGGGACAUGAGGGAGCUGUCCUGCCUCUACAAGAUGGAGAUCCUGAAGCUGCUGGACUACGAGGAGCUGGGCCCAAAGCGACUGUCAGCUCUGGAGAAGGAGGCGGAGGAGUGGAGGAGGAGAGCGGAGGAUGCCGUCUCCUCCAUCCAGGACGUCACCGUCCGCUACUUCAUACAGACGUUCAAAGCUCUGUCAGGUAUGGUCAAGCAGAUGGAGGAGGACAAGGGCCGCUUCGGGGCGUCGGCCUGGGCCUCGGCCAUGCCCCGACUGGAGAAACUGCGCUUCCUGAUGGCCAAGGAGUCCCUGCAGCACAUGAGGGCCUCUGAGAUGUGUCUGAAACGCAAGAAGGAGGGCAUCAGAGAGCGGAUGAGGGGUCUGACGCCCGGGGAGCAGUGGGAGAGUGGGGCCCGGCUCGGGGCCCUGGCGGACCCGUCACAGCAGGGGGGCGUGGACCAGCUGGAGCUGCUGUUUUACGAGGCUCAGUUGGAGCUCUAUGACACCAAGUUUGAGAUCCUGAAGAAUGAAGAGCAGCUGCUCAUGGCCCAGGUGGACACGCUCAGACGACAGAUCAAAGAGCUGAAGGAGGAGGUGGUGUACUAUGAUGUGUGUGAGGAUCAGGAGGAGCUCCAGAGUUUGGUGCAGACCGGCCUCCACCCCUCCGACUCCUCCUCCGCCCACCAGCUUAAGCGACGCCUGAUGAAACUUGAGACCAAAAGAGCGGCAAUCUGUUCCCGGAGAGCUUACCUGCGCAACAAGAAGGAUCAGUGUGUGGAGGCCAACAGGAAUAAGCGGACCAUAGCGGAUCACAGCUCCGUGCUCUUCAGCCAGCACCACCACAUCCACCUGAAGCGAGAGAAGAGGCGUGAGGAGGAGCAGAGCAGGAAAGAGUGGGUGGAUGGGGAGAGACAGAAGACCAUCUCUCGGCUCCGCUCCUUCAGAGAGAAGCGUCAGGGGCAGUACGUGCUGAAGACGCACUCCAAGAUGGCCUCCCCAGAGCCAGUGUGUCCUGACUUCUCCCAGCCCAUGUCCUUCAUCAGCCUGGCCCCCGACGCCCCCCCGCCCCUCCCCAGAAGGACCCUCGGGAAGAAUCGCCAGCCUGCCGCGCCAAAAGACAUCCCCGUCCAGAUCUUUGCACCUGGACCACCACCUCCCCCACCAUCAUCAACAGGUGGCCCACCGACUAUGCCACCACCACCGCCGCCUCUUCCGCCUCCCCCACCUCCACCUCCUCCCCCACUUGCUUCUUUUCUGCCACCUGCAGCCUCCCCCGACACGCCCAUGGACCUGAGUGACAGGCAGGCUCCUCCAUUCCCAGCCAAGAACACCCUGAGGCAGAACCUGGGGUCCAUGGACGAGGUGCUGGCCUCGCUGCAGAGGGGCCAGAUCCGGCUCCGCAGGGCUCCGGCCCCUGGGGCCGCGGCGCCAGCAGGGGACCCCAGGGACGGCCUGAUGACAGCCAUUCGCCAGGGGGUCGUCCUGAAGAAGGUGGUUGCCGUGCGCUGCGACGUGCUUGACGACAGCCGGGGCUCGGAGCUGGAGCGCAGCAUCAAGGCGGCCAUGAGGAGGAUGAAGAAGGUUUCAGCCGACAGCGACGAGGACUCGGAUGAAGAUGAGAUCCACAGCUCUGAGUGGGACAGCUGAGGACGCAUACAUGUGUGAAGAUAUACACAUAUUAUAUACAUAUAUAUAUGACUUUAGGCUUCCAGUCCUACCAAAUGCCAAGAGGUGACUCUAAACGUUUGUCUUUAGCGGCGGCCGUAGCGUCUGAUGAACUGAAUGUUAAAGGCCUAUGGAGUCUCCUGUAGUUAUAAUAUUACAGUUUUGGUGUCUGGAUGCACAGCCAAUCUCCAGACUUGUGGUGGCCGCCCCAUGCAUUAUUAGCACUACUUUGACCUGUUUUAUUUUGAUUAUUUAAAUUUCAAUUGAUUAUUACUACCAUCCUAGCCUUAUAGUCCAGAUGAUGACUUUAUUAUUUUCCAAAGCAAUUUAUCGUGCAACUUCUGGGCUUUUUAACAGUGUUAUGCCAUAAGGAGGGAUAAUGAGGAAUUUAGAAUAAUUUGAAGAAUGCCUUGUUCAUUUAAACAUGUAUGGAGGUUUUCUUCAUAAAGUUGUAUUCCUAAUGCCAGGAAAAACUCCAAA
Messenger RNA from Gadus macrocephalus (Pacific cod), 3059 nucleotides. RefSeq names its product WASP homolog-associated protein with actin, membranes and microtubules. Bases 192 to 2561 code for a protein of 789 amino acids. NCBI's taxonomy places the organism in Eukaryota, Metazoa, Chordata, Actinopteri, Gadiformes, Gadidae. The transcript has 12 exons. Gene Ontology annotation, cellular component: cytoplasm; endoplasmic reticulum-Golgi intermediate compartment membrane. Gene Ontology annotation, biological process: Arp2/3 complex-mediated actin nucleation; endoplasmic reticulum to Golgi vesicle-mediated transport. Gene Ontology annotation, molecular function: Arp2/3 complex binding; actin binding. The record is from RefSeq and is a predicted model, not a curated record.